AUGUCGCCCGCGUCGACGUCGCAGAGCCCGCUGCUCCAGCAGAUGCGCAAACGGAAGCGCAAGAAUGGGUGGUGGGCGAGGCACGUAUCAGGGCCGGUGUCGCGCUUCUCCCUCGUCGAGUUCAUCUUUGUCCGGAAGAUCAAGCCAUCCCCACCGCGAUCGGUCUACAUAAAUCAACCCCUACCCUCGGAAUUUUUCGACAAGAAGGGCAAACCCCUCUCAUCCCGCCGCUUUGACUCGAAUCAAAAUGUCACGUCAAAGUAUACCAUCUUCACCUUCCUCCCGAGGAACCUGUUGGAGCAGUUCCGGCGUGUGGCCAAUUGCUUCUUCUUGUUUAUCAAUAUCCUCCAAUUCUUCCCCCAAUUCUCGACCAUCAACCCCGGACUGGUCAUGCUCCCGCUCAUCGCGGUGCUCCUUAUUACGGCGCUGAAGGACGGAUACGAAGAUAUCAAGCGGCAUCAGGCCGAUAAGAAUGUCAACAAUUCGAUCAUCCACACCCUCGGCGGGGAGGGGUAUGAAAAUAUCAACCCGAUGAAGUCUAAAUCCAAGACUUUCGUGCCGAAAAUCCCGAUCCCAUCGUUCAAGAGCAAAAAGGCGAGGCGGAGGGAAGCGAAAGAGGCCGGGAAUAUGGUGGCUAAGACGUACCAGAGGGAGGCGGCCGAGGAGCAGGAAGAGACGGAGAGGCAAUUGCGGGGAGAGAGGGAAGAUGGGGAGGAUCUGGGUCGGGCAAGGACGCAAGUGUCGACAUGGGAGGAUGAUCCAGAGGCGGGAGAUAGGGCGAAUGAGCUGGGAUGGCACAGGACAUUAUGGGAGGAUUUGAAGGUGGGGGAUAUCGUCAAGAUCUAUGACCACGAACAAUUCCCAGCUGAUAUUGUCAUCUGCGCAACGUCGGAAGAGGAGGACGUCGCUUUCAUCGAGACCAAGAAUCUCGAUGGAGAGACAAACCUCAAAUCUCGCCAUGCGGUCACCGGUCUCACCCACCUCAACACUGUCCAAGCUUGCCGCAACGCAAAGCUCCGGGUCGACCUCGACGCGCCAGAAGUCAACAUGUACAAGCUCAACGGAGCCAUUGUCACCGAGGACGUGAUGGGCAAUGACGGUCUUCCUGCUGUCCACCCUAUCUCCCUCGAAACUACCCUUCUCCGUGGCUGUGUCCUCAAAAACACAGCCUGGGUCAUCGGAAUCGUCAUGUACACAGGUCACGAUACCAAGAUUAUCCAAAAUUCAGGCGCCACCCCGUCCAAGCGGUCCAAGGUCGAGCGGCAGAUGGAUCCCCAGGUGCUACUCAAUCUGGCGCUCCUCGGUGUCCUCGCCACGGUCUGCGCGGUCGUCAACUACUUCAACGAGGUCCGGUGGAUCCAAGAGGGAACGUACUGGACCUUGUAUGCCGACACCCGGGGAGACGGCGCAUCGGUCAACGGGAUCCUCACCUUUUUGAACGCGUUCAUCACGUUCCAGAAUAUCGUCCCGAUCUCGCUCUACAUCUCGAUCGAGUUUGUGCGUACCGCUCAGGCGGCGUUCAUCUACUUUGAUCGGGACAUGAAAUACACAAAGAAUGGGGUGGUUACACGGACUCAGGCGAGGAGCUGGACUUUGUCGGAUGAUUUGGGGCAGGUCGAAUAUGUCUUCUCGGAUAAGACUGGUACCUUGACCCAAAAUGCCAUGAUCUUCCGUCAAUGCUCGGUCGGCGGCAAAGUCUACUCUGGCGACGGUGAAGUCCCGGAGAAUACCCUAAUCAAGGCGUCAUCGUCGGAUUCUGACUCGUCCACCGCCCACAACUCCCCUGGUAUCAAACUCCCCGACACCACAAGUCCCGAUGUCAAGGUCCGUCUGCCCAAGGAGGUCCUUGCGCCCUUCCACGACAAGACCCUCGAGAUGGACCUGCAGGAGCACGACACGGAGCAGUCCCGGGUCCUGCACGGCUUCUUCGCGGUCUUGGCUCUCUGCCAUACCGUCCUCGCGGCUGAGAUGGAGCCGGGCGUGAUCGAGUACAAGGCGCAGUCCCCCGAUGAGGCCGCUCUCGUCCAGUCUGCGGCGGACGUCGGAUUCGUCUUCCGCGGUCGGGACAAGAACAUCCUUCGUCUCUCGACGCCGUUCUCGGAGACGCCGGACGAGUACGAGCUGCUCAAUGUUCUCGAAUUCAACUCUACUCGGAAGCGGAUGUCGGUCAUUCUUCGCAAGAUGGAUGACGAGGGGCGUCUCUUCCUCCUCUGCAAGGGCGCGGACAAUGUCAUCUUUGAGCGCCUGACCAAGGACAGCUCGCAAGCGGAACUCCGGGAAAAGACGGAUAAGGAUCUGCAGUACUUUGCCUCGGAAGGUCUGCGGACGCUCUGUCUCGCUUACAAGGUACUGGAUCUGGCGGAGUACGAGCAGUGGUCCAAGGAUUACCACCAGGCGAGCGUUGCGCUCGAUGAGCGGGAGGAGAAGAUUGAGGAGGUGUCGAGCAGGAUUGAGCAAGGGCUCAGCCUGCUCGGUGCCACGGCUAUCGAGGAUAAGCUGCAGGACGGGGUACCAGAGUGUAUUUCCGAUUUGAAGCGGGCGGGCAUCAAGGUCUGGGUAGCGACGGGUGACAAGCUCGAAACCGCCGUUGCUAUCGGCUAUACCACCCACCUUCUCACCAACGAGACCAACCUCAUCAUCGUCCGGGAAGGCCGGCAUUCGGUCAAGGACCAGAUCCUCGAUGCCCUCGAGGGGUUCUUUGGCGAACACGAGCUCGCGCGCGUCAUCUCGCGCGUCUCGACCGUCAGCGGCCGGCCCGGUCUCGAGCGGAUCAACACUGGCGCUCGCUCCCUCGUCGGCGACAACAACGGUCAUCGUCCCGGCGGCUUCUCGCUCGUCAUCGAGGGGUCGGCUCUGGCGCACUGUUUCAGCGACCCCGAGACGAACGACCUCCUCCUCGCCCUCUCCACCCGGUGCAAUACCGUCAUUUGCUGCCGUGUCUCGCCGCUCCAAAAGGCGCAGAUCGUCCGGCUCAUCAAGGACAAUCUUGGCGUCAUGUGCCUCGCCAUCGGUGAUGGUGCCAAUGACGUCUCGAUGAUCCAGGCCGCGGACGUCGGAGUUGGUAUCUCGGGCGAGGAGGGUCUCCAAGCCGUCAACUCAUCCGAUUACGCCAUUGCUCAGUUCCGGUACCUCCGGCGCCUGCUUUUCGUCCACGGUCAAUGGUCGUACUUCCGGAACUCGUCCAUGAUUCUCAACUUCUUUUACAAGAACAUGAUCGGUAUCGGAGUGCUCUGGUGGUUCCAGCCCUUCUGUGGCUUCUCGACCACCUACGUAUUCUCCUACACCUACCUCCUGUUCUGGAACGUCUUCUGGACGCUCGUCCCCGUCCUCGCCAUCGGUCUGUUCGAUCGGAACAUUGACGCCCACUCGCUCAUGACCAUCCCCGAAUUGUACCGGUACGGUCGGGAAGGGCGCUACUUCCGACUCCGGCGGUUCUUCUACUACAUGCUGGAAGGCAUUUUCCAAUCGGCGGUCAUCUACUACUUCCUCCACUAUACCUACCUCACCCCGUCAUCCCGCCCCGACGCGUGGGACGUCUAUAUUUACGAGGCGUCCACCACGAUGGCCAUCGCGGCCGUCAUGGUCGCCAACUUCUUCACCGGUCUCAACAUCUACGCCUGGGUCGGAUGGACAUAUUUCGGUAUCCUCCUGGGACCCUUCCUCGUCUGGGUCUACACUGCCGUCUUUUCGUCCAUCCCGCCCAGAUCAUUCGUGACCGGCGUAUAUGGAAAUCAGGUCUUCCUCUUCCGCUCCUACGCAUUCUGGUUCGGCUGGCCAUUCGUCCUCGUCAUUGCCCUUCUUCCGCGUUACUUGAUCCGCGUCGCCCGCCAAAAUUACUUUGCGGACGAUAUCGACCUCAUGCGGCUCGUACGCCGGAUCAAUCCCGAGAUUGACCCCGCGACGCACCCUAUGCUGGGCGGCAAGUUUGCAGAGAAGGAAAAGACGGAAGAGGUCGAUACGGACCGCGGAGAUAUUCCGAUGAAGGAGCUGCAGGGUGGUGUGGUGGAUGUCAAGGCGCAGACGCCGAUGGCUGUGGAUGAGGAAGUGGGCAGGCCGAGCAUCGGCGCGGGAAGGCCAAGUAUGAGCUCGGCGAGAUUUGGGAUGCACGGGAGCGCGAGGGGUAGUGCCGUUGACAUGUCUACUGGAGUGACCAGACAAGCGUCAAGAGGCUUCGACUUUGACACCGAGGAGAAUGGCGUAGCCAUGGCUCGCAUGCAAUCUCGCCUGUCUCAGGUAUCAUCCCACCGUCGCGGCAAUCGCCUGCUACCCAAUCGUUCCUCCCCUCUCAAGCCAAUAUCAGGCUCCACCUCCAACCCCUUCGGCAUCUCGCGUAUCCGCGAGCGCGCAGGAUCAGUCUUCUCGCCGAAAAAGCGUAGAGAUACAACAGCGACCAAAGCGUCUGUGACGACGGCUACGUCGGAAGAACCGGCCGAGACAGGGACCGGGGCCACGGCGACAGGGACAGCAGGGUCGAAGAGUAGAAAGGCGACCGACUCGCGGACGGGCGAGGUGCUUGAGGAGAGGCAGAGAUCAGGAAGUGGGAGUGCAGAUAUCAAUGCGGAUCUGGAAGGUGGGGAUGUGUUUGGACAUGGGUUUGGGAUUGGAAAGUCUGGGAUGCCGCCAAGAGGGGGCCCGACUGUAUAG
This is a messenger RNA of Dioszegia hungarica, 4644 nucleotides long. Its product is annotated as phospholipid-translocating ATPase. Gene Ontology annotation, molecular function: ATP hydrolysis activity; magnesium ion binding; ATP binding. Gene Ontology annotation, cellular component: plasma membrane. Lineage: Eukaryota; Fungi; Basidiomycota; Tremellomycetes; Tremellales; Bulleribasidiaceae. Bases 1 to 4644 code for a protein of 1547 amino acids. The transcript is spliced from 6 exons. The record is from RefSeq and is a predicted model, not a curated record. Gene Ontology annotation, biological process: phospholipid translocation.